Messenger RNA from Paramecium tetraurelia, 1128 nucleotides. RefSeq lists its product as uncharacterized. Gene Ontology annotation, molecular function: protein binding. Lineage: Eukaryota; Ciliophora; Oligohymenophorea; Peniculida; Parameciidae. Gene Ontology annotation, cellular component: cytoplasm. The record is from RefSeq and is a predicted model, not a curated record. The transcript is spliced from 4 exons.
AUGCAAGUCUAGGAUUCAACUUAAGUUAUUGGAGCUAUCAUAGAAAAUUUAGAACUUCCCAAUUUAGAAUAGCUUAAUCUGAAUACUAAUUUCAUCAAAGAAGUUCCUCAAUUAUAAUUGCCCAGAUUGAAAGUAUUGAAUCUAUCCUUUAAUAAAAUCACAUAUAUUGCUGAUCAGAAUCUCCCAUCAUUGGAGUAACUCAAUUUAUCUGGAAAUUAACUCAUAUAUCUCCCUAAAUUGAAUUAAUCUCCAAGACUUAGACUUCUAGAUGUGCAGAAGAAUAAUCUAAUUUCAAUUACAAGGUUAAUGGGUACUUGUUAAUACUUACAGGAUCUUAAGAUGGGGUAUAAUUAAGUUCCUGGAGAGUAUAUUGAUGAAUUAUGCGCAGUUAUUCAAACAUUGCCAAGUCUUGACAAAGUCGAUUUCAAAGGAAAUCCUGUUUCUUAGGUUAAUGGCUAUGAGAUUAGAUUAUUGAAAGCAAAACCAGGUUUGAAAUAUAUUGACAAUAUUCAUUUAUCUGAAAAUAUCAUUCAAAAUCUUUAGAAUAUGGAUAAAACAAAGUCAUUUAAUGAGUUGGUGGAAGUAACAAAAGAAUAAUAUUAUAAAUGGAUAUAAGAAAGAGAAGAAGUGAGGAGAGUGAUGCAGAAAUAAUUAAAUUAGUAGAAGCUUAGAUUGGACUUUCAAUUUGAGGACAAAGAAGAAGACAACAUUGAGGAGAUGAAGGAAUUUUUUGAAUUUAUUAAAGAAAUUGAAGCUAAAAAGAAAAAAGGUGAAAAAAUAAAUGUGGAUGAUUAAAAUAUUUAAUUAUGGAGAUAGAGACUAUAAUAAUCUGAGAAUUAAAGAAUCUAAGCCUAAUAAUUAGUUAGGUAACAACAAAUAAGAAACAAUGAAUAGUAAAUCAAUAAUUAUGUAUCUACUAAAACAAUGAUGCAAAAACUAUUCGAAAUUGCCAUCAAUGAACCUGAAAUGUGGAAGGAAAUCAAGAGGAAGGAACUAGUUUAAAUACCUUAGGAACAAAGUGAUGAACCCUCUUCUGGCAUGAGAUCAAUGAAUAGUGUAGAAACACCUUAGGAAUCUGGGAGUAGAAGUGGAAAUUAUAGUGUAAGGAGUGGGAAGUCACGAUUUUGA